GGCCGCGGCGCCUCCGCCCGUUCUUGAGGAGCCCGCGCUGCGCGAGGCCCACCCCGCCUUCUUAGCCCAUCCACGCCCACCACGCCCAUCGACCUGACCCUGCCGAGUCUGGCCCGGCUCGAUUGAGCGCGGCGCAAGCAGGCAGCACUAGCCUCUGGAGCACAGACCCCUCCCCGAGGACAUGAAGCUGCUGGAGAACUCCAGCUUCGAGGCCAUCAACUCGCAGCUGACCGUGGAGACAGGAGAUGCACACAUCAUUGGCAGGAUUGAGAGCUACUCGUGUAAGAUGGCAGGUGACGACAAGCACAUGUUCAAGCAGUUCUGCCAGGAGGGCCAGCCACAUGUGCUGGAGGCACUGUCCCCACCCCAGACCUCAGGCCUCAGCCCCAGCAGACUGAGUAAGAGCCAAGGUGGCGAGGAUGAGGGCCCCCUCAGCGACAAGUGCAGCCGCAAGACCCUCUUCUACCUGAUUGCCACACUCAAUGAGUCCUUCCGGCCGGACUACGACUUCAGCACAGCCCGCAGCCAUGAGUUCAGCCGGGAGCCCAGCCUUAGCUGGGUGGUGAACGCAGUCAACUGCAGCCUGUUCUCGGCCGUUCGGGAGGACUUCAAGGCCCUGAAGCCGCAACUGUGGAACGCGGUGGAUGAGGAGAUCUGCCUGGCUGAAUGUGACAUCUACAGCUACAACCCAGACUUGGACUCGGACCCUUUCGGGGAAGAUGGCAGCCUCUGGUCCUUCAACUACUUCUUCUACAACAAGCGGCUGAAACGGAUUGUUUUCUUCAGCUGCCGCUCUAUCAGUGGAUCCACCUACACUCCCUCGGAGGCAGGCAACGAGCUGGACAUGGAGCUCGGGGAGGAAGAAGAGGAGGAGGAAGAGAGUGGAGGUGGAGGCAGCGAGGGUGGGCCUGAGGAGACGGGCGCUGUGGAGGAGGACAGGGUCCCGGUGAUCUGUAUGUGAAGAGGAGAAACAGAGGCCCUAGCUUCACCCAGCUUCGAACAGUGCCUGGACCUGCCCACCUGAGGGCCCAGGUCCCGGCGCUGCCACAGCACCAGCCCACCCCAGGCCAUGCCUGCCUAGCCCUUGGCUCUAGCCUGUGGCUGUCCACUCACCCCCACAGGCUGCUACUGCCCACACUAUGGCUGGACUAGACAGCACAGGGCCUGGUGGGAAGAGCCACUGCCCUGCUCACACGAACUGACACAGGCAGGGGCAGCUGGACCGCAGAGUUUAUUUUUGUAUUUUGUGUGGGGUCAGGCCUGGGCCUUCACACUCCAGCCUAAAGGGCCGGAGACCCAGCAAGUGGUCCCAGGGGUCAUCUGCCCACUUGUACCCCCCACCUUGCCCAUUGGGCAGCGUGCACUGAGUGUCACUUUGCUGCAACUGGUUUGUUUCCAAUAAAAGUUUCUGUGACUUA
This is a messenger RNA of Dama dama (fallow deer), 1418 nucleotides long. It is a transcript of the gene MAF1, whose product is annotated as MAF1 homolog, negative regulator of RNA polymerase III. The transcript is spliced from 8 exons. The record is from RefSeq and is a predicted model, not a curated record. Lineage: Eukaryota; Metazoa; Chordata; Mammalia; Artiodactyla; Cervidae. Gene Ontology annotation, cellular component: nucleus. Gene Ontology annotation, molecular function: RNA polymerase III core binding. Gene Ontology annotation, biological process: negative regulation of transcription by RNA polymerase III. Bases 182 to 961 code for a protein of 259 amino acids.